AUGGCUUCGAUGGGUUCUGUGUUUAAUUAUGGGCAACUGGCCCGGUCAGCCCGGGUCAGUGUCCUCGUUGUCCCCCGGCGUCCGCUGAGCUACACGGUCCCCCGUCUCGCCGAGGAGGAUAAUUCGAACCACGGUGCGAAGGCCGAAUCUGCGGUGACCAACUCACCGCUGUCGUCGAUCAAGAACUUCUUCUUUGGUGGGAGAAAAGGUGCUGCCAAGCCGACUGUUGCCCGCCGGGCGACACCCGCAAAGCGAGAGGGCUCGCUGAGCGCCGAUUCGAUUUUCGCCGAGGAUGACACCUCACCGAAGCUGAUCCCCAAGGGCCGGACGCCCGCGCGGAAGGGUGCCGCUGGGGAGGUGCAGCCGGAGGAGGAGGCCGCCGAGGCUAUCCGCACCUUGGAACAGCGGGACCGCACGAACAUGGGCUCGGUGCUGGACCCGCGGCCGCACGCCCGAGUGCGGUGGGAGAAGAAGAUGGUGAUCCGAGAGAUCCGGCGUCGGGGCCGUCUGAGCAAGGCCGAACAGAUCAUGCGGACGGAGCGCGAGUCGCUGUCCAAGUCGCACUGGUUCAAGACCUCGACCAAGAAGCUGGGCCCGCUGGCGCGCCAGAUCGCCGGGAAGAAUAUCGACGAUGCGAUUGUGCAGAUGCGGUUCAGCAAGAAGAAGGCCGCCAAGGAUGUGCUGGAGCACUUGAAGCAUGCAAAGAACGUUGCCACCGUGCGUGCCGGUAUGGGUCUGUCCAGCGGCAAGACCGGCAAGCCCACCACCAUCACCCUCAAGUCUGGGGAGCGCAAGACCAUCACCGACCCGACCUCCAUCUACAUCGAGCAGGCGUGGGUUAACCGCGGGCCGUACGGUGCAGACUUCGACCACCGCGCCCGCGGCGUGAUCAACAUGCUCCGCCCCCCGUAUACCUCGUUGUCGGUGGUGCUGAAGGAGGAGAAGACGCGCAUCCGCGAAUGCCAGGAUCGUGAUGCCAAGGAACAGCGCCGGCGCAGAGAUCAGCUGUGGACGGCCCUGCCGGACCGCAAGAUCACGGGCCAGAGUCAGUAUUACAGCUGGUAA
Penicilliopsis zonata CBS 506.65 is the source of this 1065-nucleotide messenger RNA. RefSeq lists its product as hypothetical. Bases 1 to 1065 code for a protein of 354 amino acids. NCBI's taxonomy places the organism in Eukaryota, Fungi, Ascomycota, Eurotiomycetes, Eurotiales, Aspergillaceae. The record is from RefSeq and is a predicted model, not a curated record. Gene Ontology annotation, molecular function: structural constituent of ribosome. Gene Ontology annotation, cellular component: mitochondrial large ribosomal subunit; ribosome. Gene Ontology annotation, biological process: ribosome assembly; translation. The transcript has 2 exons.